AACGUUCUCUGCAGCCGGUCUGGGUCUGACAAGUGCCCUGGUACAAGACAGCGUGAUUCGGUUUGUGUAAGACUGCACACCAGUACCUAGGAAGCUGUCUGCUGGUUCUUGCCCAAACCUGCUUGUCUCUGGGAGAUGGAUCACUUCUCAUCUCCUGAUUGCAGGUCUAGGAGAAUCCAGCAAAAGCUGGAACGGGCUCUGAGAGAGGGCCUUGAAAUCAAAGCAUCGAAGUAUCAUCUUCACUGAAAGAGGAAGAUGGCUUCCAAAGGCCUGCGGCUGCUCUUACUGCUGAGCUGGGUAGCUGGCCCUGAAGUCCUGAGCGAUAUCUUGAGACCAAGCUGUGCUUCGGGAUGGUUUUACUAUAGGUCCCACUGCUAUGGGUACUUCCGGAAGCUAGGAAACUGGUCUCAUGCUGAGCUGGAGUGUCAGUCAUAUGGAAAUGGAUCCCAUCUGGCAUCUGUCUUGAAUCAAAAGGAAGCCAGCAUCAUAUCAAAGUAUAUAACUGGCUAUCAGAGAAACCUGCCUGUGUGGAUUGGCCUGCAUGACCCACAGAAGAAACAGUUAUGGCAGUGGAUUGAUGGGUCUACAAACCUGUACAGACCCUGGAGUCCCAGGACAAAGAGUGAAGCCAGACACUGCGCUGAGAUGAGCCCCAAGGAUAAAUUUUUAACUUGGAACAAAAAUGGAUGUGCUAAGCGCCAACACUUCCUGUGCAAGUCCAGGCCAUAGAGCAAGAAUCGAGCGUCUACCAGCCUUGCACAAACUCUUUCUACUUCCCUCUCGCGUGGUGGCUGAUCUAAUCAUUAUCCCAGAGAGUAAACAUGACAG
Messenger RNA from Mastomys coucha (southern multimammate mouse), 828 nucleotides. RefSeq names its product regenerating family member 4 (gene Reg4). The record is from RefSeq and is a predicted model, not a curated record. Gene Ontology annotation, molecular function: signaling receptor activity; mannan binding. Lineage: Eukaryota; Metazoa; Chordata; Mammalia; Rodentia; Muridae. The transcript is spliced from 6 exons. The coding region runs from base 256 to 729 and encodes 157 amino acids.